AUGGGGCAGGGGGCCGGGCGGGCGCUGUGCCUGUCGCUCUUCGACUACAAGACCGAGAAGUACGUCAUUGCCAAGAACAAGAAAGUGGGGAUUCUCUACCGAGCGCUCCAGCUGUCUAUUAUGGCCUACAUCGUGGGGUGGGUGUUUGUUGUCAAGAAAGGCUACCAAGACGUGGACACUUCCAUCCAGAGCUCUGUCAUCACCAAGCUGAAAGGCGUGGCCUUCACCAACACCUCAGAGCUGGGUGAACGCCUGUGGGAUGUUGCUGACUACGUCAUCCCCCCACAGGGCGAAAGCGUCUUCUUCGUAAUGACCAAUUUGAUCGUCACUCCAAACCAGCGCCAGGACACGUGUGCUGAGAGUCCUGGCAUACCGGAUGCUCUUUGUUAUCAGAACAGUGACUGUCCAGCGGGGGAAGUUGUGAUUUCUGGCAAUGGGGUCAAGACAGGACGCUGCUUGAAGAUUGGAGGCCAGAUAAGUGGGACAUGUGAAAUACUUGCUUGGUGUCCAGUAGAGAAGAAAGGCAAACCCAGAAAACUUCUUCUGGCAAAUGCGGAAAACUUCACCAUUUACAUCAAGAAUUCCAUUCGCUUUCCCAAGUUUAAAUUCUCAAAGACCAAUGUUCUGGACACGGAAGACAACACCUAUUUGAAAACUUGCCGCUACGGACCGGAGCAUCCUUAUUGCCCCAUAUUCCUUCUGGGGAACCUUGUCAGGUGGGCUGGGAGCAACUUUCAGGAAAUGGCAUCAGAGGGAGGUGUGAUAGGCAUUCAGAUUGAAUGGGACUGUGACCUUGAUAAAGCUGCCUCUGAAUGCAACCCUCACUAUUCUUUUAGCCGACUGGAUAACAAAUUUGCUGAGAAAUCCAUCUCGUCCGGCUACAACUUCAGAUUUGCCAAGUAUUAUAAGGAUGCGGCUGAUGUUGACUUCCGCACACUGAUCAAGGCGUAUGGAAUCCGCUUUGAUGUGAUGGUGAAUGGCAAGGCAGGAAAAUUCAACAUCAUUCCAACAGUUAUCAAUGUGGGAUCCGGUCUAGCACUCAUGGGUGCCGGAGCCUUCUUUUGCGAUCUGGUGCUCCUGUAUCUGAUCAAAAAGAGCAAUUUUUACCGAGGAAAAAAAUAUGAAGAAGUGAGAUCGAGCACAAGAAAGCCCUUGCCUGAAACGACGCUCAAUGGGAACCAGAGAGACGACUCUUUGUCCAGCAUGGACCAACUGAGACAAUUGCAGAAUACAGAGACCUAG
Molecule: messenger RNA, 1242 nt
Organism: Eublepharis macularius
Lineage: Eukaryota; Metazoa; Chordata; Lepidosauria; Squamata; Eublepharidae
Gene: P2RX5
Product: purinergic receptor P2X 5
Exons: 12
Coding region: 1-1242 (413 amino acids)
Biological process (GO): response to ATP; monoatomic cation transmembrane transport
Cellular component (GO): nuclear inner membrane; plasma membrane
Molecular function (GO): purinergic nucleotide receptor activity; ATP binding; extracellularly ATP-gated monoatomic cation channel activity
Source: RefSeq, a predicted model, not a curated record